Molecule: messenger RNA, 5506 nt
Organism: Archocentrus centrarchus (flier cichlid)
Lineage: Eukaryota; Metazoa; Chordata; Actinopteri; Cichliformes; Cichlidae
Gene: stk24a
Product: serine/threonine kinase 24a (STE20 homolog, yeast)
Exons: 11
Coding region: 470-1768 (432 amino acids)
Biological process (GO): negative regulation of cell migration; protein phosphorylation
Cellular component (GO): Golgi apparatus; cytoplasm
Molecular function (GO): ATP binding; protein serine/threonine kinase activity
Source: RefSeq, a predicted model, not a curated record
CCAAGAUGGCGCCGGGCAACAGAGAAAAGUGAUGAGAGAAUAGAACAACAAGCGACUAAACUCUGCAACAGUGUGCAUUUAUCCACCCCGCGCGACUAUUUCACACCACAUCUGCAUUCCUCUUACCGGGAAACUCUCAAACACGCGCGGAGAGGACAUUGCGACGCAGUUAUUUUGAUAACUGUUUGUUAACGAGCUGCUAAAGUCGCUAGCCUACCUAACGCUUGCUAACGGUAACUGCGGAAGGCGAGUCAAGAGAAGGCAGGCAGGCAGCUCGAAGUAGGAGCCGAUAAGUGAAACUGAUUUUAUUUUUGGUUAAAGAGACGUCGUCUUUUAAUAAGUUAACCCGCCUUCCACAGUUUUCACCCCUGUCACUUAAAGCAGGGGGCUGAUAGGAAGACAAGGUUACACCUCUGAUAAGGAAAGCUGAAAAGACGAGGAAAGGCGUCAUCUUUGCUGAUUUGACGCCAUGGCUCACUCCCCAAUUCAGAGCGGACUGCCGGGGAUUCAGAAUUUCAAAGCUGAUCCAGAGGAGCUUUUCACCAAGUUGGAGAGGAUAGGCAAAGGCUCUUUUGGUGAAGUCUUUAAAGGCAUCGACAAUCGGACUCAGAAAGUUGUGGCCAUUAAAAUUAUUGAUCUGGAGGAAGCAGAGGAUGAAAUAGAAGAUAUUCAGCAGGAAAUCACAGUUCUCAGCCAGUGUGACAGCCCUUUCAUCACCAAGUAUUUUGGUUCCUAUCUCAAGGGUACAAAAUUAUGGAUUAUUAUGGAAUAUUUGGGUGGAGGAUCAGCCCUUGAUUUGAUGGAGCCAGGUCCACUGGAUGAAACACAGAUUGCCACCAUCCUGAGGGAAAUCCUGAAAGGGCUCGAGUAUCUGCACUCUGAAAAGAAAAUACACAGAGAUAUCAAAGCUGCCAACGUGUUGCUGUCAGAACAGGGUGAUGUGAAGCUUGCAGACUUCGGAGUAGCGGGCCAGUUGACAGACACACAGAUAAAAAGAAACACAUUUGUAGGAACGCCCUUCUGGAUGGCACCUGAAGUCAUAAAGCAGUCAGCCUAUGAUUCAAAGGCAGACAUCUGGUCAUUAGGAAUAACAGCAAUAGAACUGGCUAAAGGAGAGCCACCCCACUCUGAGCUUCAUCCUAUGAAAGUUUUAUUCCUCAUCCCAAAGAACAAUCCGCCAACACUGGAAGGAACCUACAGUAAACCACUUAAAGAAUUUGUUGAAGCCUGUUUAAAUAAGGAGCCUAGCUUUAGGCCAACUGCCAAAGAGUUGUUAAAGCAUAAGUAUAUUGUAAGGCAUGCCAAAAAGACAACCUAUCUGACGGAGCUGAUUGACAGAUACAAGAGGUGGAAGUCGGAACAGUCUCGGGAUGAAUCGAGCUCUGAAUCUGAUGAGGAGUCAGAUGGCCAGGCAUCUGGAGGCAAUGAUGCUAGUAAUGAUGACUGGAUUUUCAACACCAUCAGGGAAAAGGACCUGAAAAAGGUCCAGAAUGGUGCAGCACAGCCUUCUGAGUUAGGAACGAAUCAAGUGGAGGAGAGUCCAAAGAGGCCUUUGUCACAAAGCUUAUCAACAAUCUUUUCUCCGUUGUUUUCAGAGUUGAAACAGAAAGGCGAGACAAGUAACGGCAAGCCAGAAGCUGCAGAGGAGCUGCGAAAGGCCAUCGUUCAGGCGGAAGAAACACACCCAGGAAUCUGUGACUCCCUGGUGGCUGAAUUAGUGCAGAGACUUCAGAGGUUUUCUGUGCCACAUGCAGCCCCCACUCACUGAGAUGAGAUAAGUCCAGCUCUGCUCUACUUUUCCACCCUUGUGGCAGCAGUCAGAUCUUUUCCUCUGACCUCCACAGCCAGGAUGAAGUCUCCCAGGAAGGUCUCCAUCACUCAUUUGCCUGAAGCAAAUCCUGGCCUACUUAAUGUCUGUUUAUAUGCUAGCACAGCACUAGAGGGUCCUAUUCAAUACAGUUAGUGGCCACUCAGUAAGCUGCCACCUGCUGUAGGAUGUCCCUUCUUGAUACCUCCUUCUCAACUGUUUUAUUUUAAGAGCACAUUAGCUAUCUUUCUGGAAGGACUCUUUUUGAUUUAGGUGUGCUUGUGGCUUUUUCCACAUAGGUUUACACUCAGCAUCCUUAUGGAGAAAAUACCUUGCUUAAUUAAUUGUGUGCAUGUGGCUGUGUGAGAGAUCCUGUGAAAUGUGCAGUGAAGCAUGGGUUUUGAAGCAUUCUAUUGAAAACUCAGGUAUCCCGCUUUAAGUGGAUUGGGUCUUCUGGGAGAUGGAAAGAGCUCUGCAGGGUGGUUGUACAGACUUGUAAAUAAGCUAAUUUCUACAGUUUCUUGAAAGGUUAACGGAGCGUUUGGACCCACUGUGUUCAAAUGGCCAAAUGCAAAGUGUAGAUAAUGGCUGUGAGGUGAAUAUUUUUGAGAAACUUAAGAAGCCACAAGUGAGAUUGCCUUGACUUUGUACUUGUUCUUUUGUAUAUCUGUCUUUGAUUUCUCUCUCUAGUUGUAAACUUUUUAAGUACUGAUCCAGUGAAUGAAAAUAGCUGCCCUCUAUCAUGGUUUACUAUUGAUUUGUGUACAUUUCUUAAUUCUCUUUGAUUUCACUCUCUUUGGUGCGGCUGUAAUAAUGUUGGAGAAUGUUAGAAAAAAAAUAGUGGCUGGUUUAUUGAAGCCCCAGCAGUUUGAACACUGGAUGCUCGGUUUCCAGCCCUGAUUCCAUAAAGCCUCAAGUUGUGUUGGUUUGUUGGACUCUGCCUCAUCCCGCUUUUUUUUUUUCUUUUUUUUUUGGUUUGUUUUUGUUUAUUUGUUUGUUUUCACCAUUUGAUUGAUGAACUGAGGUUUCGUCCAUUCAUUCCAUUAACAGGGCAGUGCCAUCAUCUUGAGUUUAUAAAUCAGCAGACUUUGUUAGUCUUCCUAGGAGCUGCAGUGGUUACUAUCCUCCUCAGUGUACCUACAGCUUUAAUUGCACUUCGAGUAUAAAUGCCUUUGACUAUAAACAAAGUAGCCAUAAAACAGUAGCAUGAGACUUACGGUAUUUUGCAGGUAUUCACUGUACCAUCUGGGGCAAACAAAAGUCCACCACAAGUCUCACAGCUUGGACUUUGGAGUCAGUCAUGCAGUGUAGUAAUUGCCUGGCUGUAUCUUUUUCAUUUUUAACCUGUGGGAAGUUUUCUAGUUUGCUAGGCUUCUCACAGCGUAGAUGACACUGCUCUCAGAUGUACAUACUAACAUAAAGCCAAGCAGUGUUCAGAGACACUGCUACUAUGUUUGACUCUAGUUUCAAAGGAAUGUGCAUGGUAGUGUAAAGCCUAAUGGUUGGCCUGAGCAGUAUGCGUUGUAGCAUACUGCUGCAGGACUGAAGGAAUGUCGAGUCGUGAACAGAGUUGAAUCAGCCUUACAGUAUUUGUGAUGAAUGGGAUGAAUAGGAUCAGCUUUAAACUGUUAGAUCUGUUGCUUUUGUUGUGAUUUCUUCUUUAUUUCUAUAUUCAGUGAUACUUUAAAAGACAAAUGAUUUAAAGAUCUAAAAGCAUUUCUUUCAUUUCUUGACAAAAUAAGGUGCACAAGAACAAAAUUACCCUGCAUGUAGGUUGUCUAAAACUUGUCAUCAUUAUAAAUAAGAGCAUUAUUUUAUUUUUUUUUAAUCUUUGGGGUGAGAGAAUCAUUUUUUGCUGAUGCAGUGUACACAAUGCACACAGCAAGUUAAAGGAACAGUUUGACAACCUGGGAAAUACUUUAAUUUGUGGUGGAGAAAGAUUAAUAUCAUUCAAAUACACAUUUACUGCUGCUUUAUUAGAUAUACAGUCCAAUACAGCAGUUUUUUCCUUAAAGUCGACUUUUGUAAUACUGUAAUGUGAAGAUAUUUUUGCCACUCAUCAGUUUUAGCCCUGAUUUCAUUGUCAGGGAUGGUGUUGCACUGGACUGCAUCUGUUUACAGGUGUUACUAGAGGAGAAGAGAUUAGAAUGCAGAACAGGAAAACGUUCCCUUUUAAUUUUGAGCUCAAAAAUGAAAAUGUAACUGGAGGCACUUGCCUCUGUUGCACGGCACACUUUACCCUUAUUUCAGCUUUACGUUAGCUUUCUAUUGAAGGUAAUCUGCCAGCGAUCAUAUUUUGGGAUUAAUUUACAUUGUUGCCAAAGCUCAACAUUAUGAGCAUUGUAAAGACAGGGCAGUUGUAUUGGACUGGUUAAUAUUGCAUCGGUGUUCCUAAUAAAAUGGCCACUGAGUGCUUAGAUAACGGGGAAAGCUUGUCAAACCACAGAAAAAUGUUGUGCAUUCAAUCUAUAAUUUCUCUAAGUGUUAAACCUAGAAUUCUGCAGUUCACCUGCUGUUAAGGUAAAGUUUAAAGUAUUUUUGUGGCUUGUAGCUGCUGAAACUGAUCAAACUGUCAGCUAGCUGUGGCUUCAUAUUCAGCUUUCUGACAAAAGAGCAGUAUUGAAGUGUUCCCUGGAUGUCAAGCUUAUUCUAUUAACUUGCAGAUUUUGUCUUUUAAACAAAACCUUUCUUGCCCAUUUCUCAUGAAAACUAUUUAAUGCUUCCUUUCCACUUGGUGGUGUAGUUAUGGUGGAAAACAGACUUAAAUGAGUACAGUUCAAAUAUCUAUCAGAUGAAUAAGUAGAAACAUGACAACUUCACACUUCAUUCAAGCUUUUCAUUUGAAUUGUGCCAUUUAUGCCCCGAUCUGAGACAAAUGCAAUACAAUUUGCACCUUUUUCAUGAUCUAGCAUGGCUCUUUUUGUGUUGCAAUGCAUUGCUUUUAAAGAUGUUACUCAGUGUUAUGGCGUUACAAUGGUUUUGUCUUUUUUUUUUUUUUUUUUUUUUCUCCCCUUUUGUGUGUUGUAUGGCAAUAAAGCAGUGUGAUCAGCAGGAGUCAUCUCUCAGCACAAGUAGGCACAUACGUUUCUAAACUAUUUUUAUAACCCCAAAGAGCAGUAUUAUGUAAUAGAAGGAGUAAAGUUGGGUUUUGUGAUGUGUUUAGGUUUCAGUUAACACUGGAUAGCAAUCAUUUAAAAUGUACAUUUCAGUUUGUGUGAUUGUUUUUUUUUGUUUAUUUUUUUGCUGACAGUUUCCAGUCCAGUAUAUGUGUUUGCUAAUACAAGACAGUGCUGUUGGAUUUCUUGGAAUUAGUCAAAUGUUUAAGGAAAAAAAAUGUUAAGUGGAAAGUUGAAUAGGUUUGCUCUUUACAUUUUCCUGACUCAGACUGUAGUGCCUCUUCUUGCUGCUUGUGGUUCUGUAAUUGAAUUUCAUUUUAACUUUUGUAUAAUGACCCACAAAUUUAUAAAAGUACGGCUACAGCAUAAGGAUUUCAAUUGUUGCAGUUUGCACAAAUUGAAUGCUGCACGUUGAUCAAAGCAAGUAUGUUUUCUUCAGUUUGAAUUUUAAAGAUGGAAAAUUACAAUUGAGUGAAAUUUCCUUUGCAACGUUAUCAGAACGGAGAUGAUGAUUCAUCUUCAGACUAUAUAGGGAUAUAGAAAAACCAGAAACAUUUCUGAAUAAAACAUUCCUUGAACUUCA